Rhinichthys klamathensis goyatoka is the source of this 2228-nucleotide messenger RNA. RefSeq lists its product as uncharacterized. Gene Ontology annotation, biological process: regulation of transcription by RNA polymerase II. Gene Ontology annotation, molecular function: RNA polymerase II transcription regulatory region sequence-specific DNA binding; DNA-binding transcription factor activity, RNA polymerase II-specific. The record is from RefSeq and is a predicted model, not a curated record. Gene Ontology annotation, cellular component: nucleus. The coding region runs from base 98 to 1834 and encodes 578 amino acids. The transcript has a single exon. NCBI's taxonomy places the organism in Eukaryota, Metazoa, Chordata, Actinopteri, Cypriniformes, Leuciscidae.
GAAUAUAUUUUUUUAAACAUCCAGCAUAAUCAUGUUCCCAGUUUCCUAAACCAUUGAAAUUUAUUAGUCAAAAGAAUCUACAUUUGGCUUUGUCAGGAUGGCGUACUCAAUGGACUUAGGUGGAGGAGAUGCCUUCAUCUGCACAGAGUGUGGCGAAGGGUUUAGUCAGUACCCUAAACUAGUUGAACACAUGGCCAUUCAUGGAAUUAAUGGCUUAUUUUCCUCUGAUGGUUUAAGCAUAAGUAAUGGUAGUUGUAUCAACGCAUCCAUUGAGGUUGCUCUCCAUGAAAACGGAAUGCUUACUGUGGUUGAUCGAUCUGUGUUAUCUAACUUUACUUUCUUGUUUGGAAAACCUUCAACCAAGUCAUUAUGGUGCCAACCCCCUAAUCAAGAAGCCUUGACUUCAUCCAAGAUGCCAGGGAAGCAGUAUGCUCAGUUUAAAUGUGAAAGAUGUGGACAAGUGUUUAAAACCCUAAAAAGCUUACAACUGCAUCAGCAGUACCGUGCCCUUGAGCAGGGGCUCAAAUGCACCCUGUGCUGCAAGGUGUUUAAUGACAGGGAGAGUCUGCAGAGCCAUCUUCAAAACCAUGCUCAUGAACGCUUUUACAGCUGUGGACACUGUGGAAAGCGAUUCUUAAGACAAGAGACCUUACUGUCACACCAAAAACAGUGGCAUGGAUCUAUUGGUUCCAAGACUAGUAGAUCCGAGGAAGAUCAAGAAAAUAGCAUGGACAGGUCUUACCCGUGCAAAAUCUGUGGCUUACGCUUCUUUUGGUUGUCUGACUUGCAAAGCCACCUAAACAGUCAUUCUCGUGUCAACAAGCCAACCACUGAGGCAAUGCAAAAACAGGAAUCAUUUGGGGAAGAAGAAAGUAAGAAAAAUGGCAGUGAUUCAGUUAAUGAGCCAUGUCGUUGUGGCCUGUGUGGAGAACAUUUUAACCAAAUUUCAGAUUUAAGAGAACAUCAUAAAACACAGCAUCCAGAUGAGGUUGAGGUAAAGGACUCUUCAGAUUUACCAGCUAAAACGAAACAGCAGUACCAUGGUGUAAUGCAACAAAUGUUUGCAAAACAGCAAAAGCAGCCACUAAGACCAAGCUUGAGAGGAAGACAUAGAGGAAUGAGCAGAGCCAAUUUUAGUGGUAAAAUAUUCUCCUGUAAACUUUGCCAUCGUGUGUUUGUGCACUCAAGCAGUCUCUCUCGUCAUAUGCGGUACCAUAAGGGUACUCUGCAUGCCUGUGUUUAUUGUGGAAGACACUUUCCACAAAGAUGUGAUGUCACAAGGCAUGUAGCCAUGUACCACAGUUCAGCGCUUCAACCUAAGCCUCCUGGGGAGUCAAAGACAGAACAUGAGGUUAAAAGCGGUGAACAGGAACCUGCAAAAGCAUCAACACAAACAAAAAGUGAUAGUGAACAAGAGGAUCUUGAAGAAGAAAAUCAGCCCGAGUCUAAGGCAGAUGACCGAUUAUUUGGUUCUCGAUAUACGAGAACUUAUACACCAAGGAUGAAGUACAAAUGCAAAGAAUGUUGUAGAGUCUUUGGGCUACUUAGUGUUUAUAAGCGGCAUGUGUAUUUCCACAAGCGAAGUCCCUGUAAGGUAUUGCUCAGUUGCCCUCUCUGUCCAAGCCGCUUUACAUUCCUCUCUGCAUUACAUAGCCAUCUUGAGAAUCAUCAUAAAGGAGACUCUGAGAUUGAUGGCACAAAAGCUCCAGAGACCAAUGUAGUUGAUUCCGAAAAUCAACAGGAAGAUGCUGAUGCUGAAAAGGCUGAUAAAAAUGCUGAUAAUGUUAUGUCAUUGGAAAUAAUGAAUGAGUCUUCUGAAUGUUCUCAGACUUAGAGAUGCACAAAAAUGGUCAAAAGUAUAUGGACACCCUCUUCUAAUUAACAGGUUUGGCUAUUCCAGUAACAUCAGUGAAGACGCAUCUUAAUUCUCAACUAUAAAGUGUUAUUCUAUAGUAGAGUGUUGUGUGCUUUCAGUUUUGUUUCAAUAGCUAGGACUCUUUUCUAUUCAAGCAGGGCACUGACUCCGCACAAAGCGAUGGUCUACUGAUUCAGGUGUUGAAGAAUGUGAAUGACAUGCACAAAUCUCAGCCCUAACCACGAACACCUUUGGAAUGGGUUGAGAACUGUUUUGUUUAAUGUCAUUGCCUGACCUCCUUGAUGCUCUUGUUUCUGGAGCAAGGCUCUUCAGCAAUGUUCCUUCCCAAAAGAGUGUGGAGGCUGAUACAGAA